Anolis carolinensis (green anole) is the source of this 3037-nucleotide messenger RNA. Its product is annotated as olfactory receptor 14A16. The transcript is spliced from 2 exons. Bases 365 to 1318 code for a protein of 317 amino acids. Gene Ontology annotation, molecular function: G protein-coupled receptor activity; odorant binding; olfactory receptor activity. The record is from RefSeq and is a predicted model, not a curated record. Lineage: Eukaryota; Metazoa; Chordata; Lepidosauria; Squamata; Anolidae. Gene Ontology annotation, biological process: G protein-coupled receptor signaling pathway. Gene Ontology annotation, cellular component: membrane.
CUGGAAAAAUCUAUAUAUACAAUUUCCAAUCAUGGGUAAAUGUGUCAGCAAACACAAAUUAGGGUGGGGUGGAGGGAGCAUAAAUCAUUUCUUUUCCUGGAUAUUUACUUGUAAUUUUGUCUUCCAUCAGACUGCUGAAAAAAAGCCUCCAGAGAUACAAACAUACAUUAACAAAUCACACCCCUCUGGUAUAGAUGAUCUGUGACGGUGAGCAGUGGAAGGCUAUCUCUAGCUCCAAGAAAUCAUUUUAUAGCAGUGCUGCUAUAAAAUGUUAUGGCUCCCUGACUGAUACUACACACUGGACCAGAAAGUACCUGAGGAGGAAAAAAGAAAUUCCUGAACAAGAAGGGAGAAAAAAAGUGGAAUGAAUAAUCAGUCCUCCAUCACUGAAUUUCUCCUCCUUGAAUUCUCUGCAAUUCGAGAACUGCAGAUUCUACACUUCCUUUUGUUCCUGGUUUUGUAUUUGUCAGUUUUAUCAGGAAAUCUUCUCAUCGUCUCUGCAGUAACUUGGGAUCGCCAUCUUCAUACCCCUUUGUACUUCUUUCUUAUGAAUUUGGCCAUUCAGGACAUAGGCUCUGUCUCAGCUAUCAUACCUAAAUCUAUGGUCAAUUCUUUCAUGAAUACCAGACACAUUUCCUUCUCAGGAUGUGUUGCUCAAGUCUUCUCCUUUGUGUUCUUUGUGGGAUCUGAUUUCUUUCUCCUCACAGUUAUGGCAUAUGAUCGGUUUGUUGCCAUCUGCAAUCCUUUACAUUAUGAAAUGGUAAUGAACAAGCAAACCUGUACACAAAUGGUAGCCACUGUUUGGAUCACUGGUUUUUUCUAUGGCGCUUUACAUACUGGAGGUACUUUUGUAGUUCCUUUUUGCUCCAACAUUGUCAAUCAGUUCUAUUGUGAAAUCCCACAUUUACUAAAGCUCUCCUGCUCUAACUCAUACCUAGUUGAAAUUUUUGUUCUUGUGGUCAGUGCUAUUAUAGAAUUAGGAUGUUUUGUCUUCAUCAUAAUUACAUAUGUGUUGAUAUUCAGUGCUGUGCUAAGAAUCCCCUCUGUUCAGGGAAGGCAAAAGGCAUUGUCUACCUGUCUCCCACACCUCAUUGUAUUCUCUAUAUUUAUUUUCACUGGAUGGUUUGCCUACUUGCGGCCUCCCUCUCAUACUCCAUCUACUUUUGAUUUGGUUUUAACAGUGAUAUAUACCUUUCUUCCACCCUUGAUGAAUCCUGUUAUCUAUAGCAUGAGAAAUAAAGAGAUCAAGAGUGCCAUAGUAAAGCUAUUAAUUUCACUAUGUUCUUCCAUUGAAACCUAUUUAACUAUUUUUAUGUAACUAUGGGCCCAUCCAGACAGAUCUAUAAUGCAGGAUCUGUCUCGGUUUUACUGGAGGUGUCCAAAUGACACCUCUGGUAAAACCGAAUUAAUUUGGAACAAUGCAAAGUUUCCCUGUUUUGUUCUGAAUUAAUAAAAAAAUCUGGUGAGAUCUGUCUUAACACAUGUGGGCUUGUGUGGAUUGGGCCUGGGGACAACAUCACAUGAUCCCCAGGCCCAAUCAACAUAGCCUUUUAAGUUUUUCAGGCUCCAGAAGCCCCCCAAAAAACAAGAGGGAAGCCAUCCCCCAAAGCUCCAAAAUAGCACCUAAAAAUAAAAUAAAGCUUACCUGACCAACCACUUGGGUCUUCUGGUGCAUCAUUUCCUUGUGUUAGGAGGGCAUGAGGAGGAACAUAAUGGCGGCCAGGUAAGAUUUAUUUUAUUUUUAGGGUUUAUUUUGGGAGGUUUUGAGAUGGCAUGUAGUCACUCUACCCAGGAAAGCCUUUUUUUUGGGGGGGGGGUGCAGUGGGGACUCAAACCUGCAACAAAGCUGGCUUUUUAAACCCACUUUGGCAUGGGUUUUAGUCUUAUUUGGAAGCACCCUAUAUGAUUGUUACUUUUAUUUGUGAGUGAGAAAGGAAAAAAUAAAUCCUUAAUUUGGAAUAUUUCUAAAAGGAAUGAAGAACUUGGUUUAGGAAUCUCAGAUACUGGGAUGCCUGAAAUCAAAACUUCAGCCAUUUCCCCACAUUAACCACAUUUAUAGAUGCCUAUAGACUUCAUAACUUUGAAUUACCUGAUCAUGUGUAAUAAGGGCUACCCACCACACAUCUUCUUUGAUGUUCUAAAUACUAAUUGCAAUGCAUAAAGGAGGCUAUGGUCUCUCACAGAACUCAAUGAAUGUGUGAUGAUAAGAGAAGUGUAACCAGGAAUGUUGUACAUAUAGAUAGACACAGGCAGCAUAUGGAUUCUCAUUACUUGGUGAUGGUUCUUGAUCAGUAUUACUCAGUCUGUGAACCAGCAGUGGCUAAACUCAUUAGAUGCAUGGCAUAAAACUCCUGUUAUCUAUAGCAUGAGAAUCAAAUAGGUUAAUACUGCUGUAGCACAGUAUCAAUUUCAUUGUGUUCUUCCACAGAAACCUAUUUUAUUAUUUCUAUGUAAUGAUUACCGGUAGUUAUUUUUAUUUGUAUGUAGGAAAGAAAAAAAGUUGAUGUGAUACAUUCCUUUAAAAAAACAGAACCUUUCUCAGUUAUAUCAUAUACUGGAUUUUAUGUUGUUGGAAUCAUUUCAUGCUAUAAUGCUUGAAGUCUGGAACACUAGGCUUGAAAAUUAAUUCAGUAAUGUUUAACUAUGGGAACUGAGAGUAGAAUUCAUUGCCAUUGACACUAAUAAAGGAAAAGAUUUGAUUGGUUGAAUGAUCUCUGAUUCAUUUAUUUCCUGAAGAGACUAUGGCAUUUCCUAAGAAGAUUGUAGAUCCUGUCACUCAUAAUCCCUAAAGACAUAUUGUAUUAUUAGCACCAUUAAAUCUACUCUUUCUGUUGCUUUCAAGUUGCCUUCUACCAGCCUGGAUUUUUCACCAUUAUGCUUGCUAUUACAGAAUGACAGAAAUCCAACACAUCAUGAAACUGUGUCCUGGUAAUUCAUCUUGUGAACUGUUGAAUUCAGUGUUGUUACUGAUCUGUUUUGUCUUAUUUUCUAUCUAUUGCUCACAGAUCAACAUGUAUAAGUUGGGUAACCCUCACAA